AUGUACUUCCGCACGUUCCUUGCGCUCCUCGCGGCGCCGCUGGUGGUGCUCGCGCAGGACCCUAAUGCUUUCAUUAUCCCGGACGAGGGCAUUGCGGCGCAAGGUGGUGAGCCGUUGACGUUGGAGUGGAAGCCCUCGACGCAGGGGACCGUGACUUUGAUUCUGCGGAGCGGGAGCUCGAACGAUCUUAAUGAGGGCACUGUUAUCGCUGACAGCAUCGACAACUCCGGCUCCUACACCUGGACGCCCUCCAACAAGCUGACGCGCGGGUCCGACUACACCGUUGAAAUCGUCUCCGACAGCGACCCGAGCGUGACCAACUACACUCCAUACUUCGUCCUCGAUACCGACAACACCGUCGCUUCCACCACGCCCACCGUCACGCUCGGCGCGUCCAGUACAUCGAUCGAGUCGCAGACGGGCGUCACCACUUUGACGGACAAGAGUACCGAGAGCAGCGCGGCUUCGCCGACGGAGACGGAAACGGAGACGAAUACCUCCGUUGUAACGACCAAGACCAAGACUACGCCGACUGGUGGGAUGAGCACGGGGAUGUCCUCCUCUUCUUCUGGAAUGAUGACCGGCACCAUGUCCUCAACCGGCGCAGGAUUUCAGGGCACCGCCGCCGGUGCCUCUAGCGUCACGCCUGCCUCGGACAACGCUGGUGCUCGCGCGACGGCGAUGGCGGGUAUGUUGGGUGUGGUUGCGCUGGGUGCUAUGGCCUUGUAA
This is a messenger RNA of Saxophila tyrrhenica, 729 nucleotides long. RefSeq lists its product as uncharacterized. The record is from RefSeq and is a predicted model, not a curated record. Lineage: Eukaryota; Fungi; Ascomycota; Dothideomycetes; Mycosphaerellales; Extremaceae. Bases 1 to 729 code for a protein of 242 amino acids. The transcript is spliced from 3 exons.